Enhydra lutris kenyoni (northern sea otter) is the source of this 2143-nucleotide messenger RNA. It is a transcript of the gene BAIAP2L2, whose product is annotated as BAI1 associated protein 2 like 2. Bases 488 to 2062 code for a protein of 524 amino acids. Gene Ontology annotation, molecular function: protein binding. The record is from RefSeq and is a predicted model, not a curated record. Gene Ontology annotation, cellular component: cytosol; nucleoplasm. Lineage: Eukaryota; Metazoa; Chordata; Mammalia; Carnivora; Mustelidae. Gene Ontology annotation, biological process: actin filament bundle assembly; plasma membrane organization; actin crosslink formation. The transcript is spliced from 14 exons.
UGGAUCUGUCAGGGAGGGUCCCAGGGGAGGGCCCCCAGCAUCUCUGGCCCUAUAAUUUGGGCAAUGCCCAAUGUGGGCAGAUGGGAGGGCAGGGGUCCCUGCUGGCCUAGGGGAAGCUAGACCUGGAGGAGGAGGUGACCUGAGACAGUGGCCCACAUCCACGUGUGCCCACCGUCCCACGGUUCCGAGGGGUAAAUAAUUGAAGGACAGGUCACACGAACCUGCCCGCGUCACAGGAUGCCUUCCCCCGGGUCUGGUUACGCCCCAGAUCGCAUUCUGACAUCCCUGGCUGGUGAAUAAUUAAGCUGCCACCUCCUCCCCAGCCGCCACCCCCUGCGACAGGGCCUCCGUCUUCAGGUCCCACUCUGUAGCUUUCUUCGCUCCCUCAAAGCAGUGGGCACUGGAGGGGACCGACUCCCCCCUCCCCGCUCCCAGCCCUGCCAGCGCCUCCAGCCUCCUGCCCAGCACCUGACUUGCGGCCCACUCUAUGGCCCCCGAGAUGGACCAGUUCUACAGGUCCACCAUGGCUAUCUACAAGAGUAUCACGGACCAGUUUAACCCCGCCCUGGAGAACCUGGUGUACCUCGGGAACAACUACCUGCGGGCCUUCCAUGCUCUGUCCCAGGCGGCUGAGGUGUACUUCAACGCCAUCCAGAAGAUCGGGGAGCAGGCCCUGCAGAGCUCUACCUCACAGAUUCUGGGGGAGAUCCUGGUGCAGAUGUCGGACACGCAGCGGCACUUGAACUCCGACCUGGAGGUGGUGGUGCAGACAUUCCACGGAGAUCUGCUACAGCACAUGGAGAAUAAUACCAAGCUGGACAUGCAGUUCAUCAAAGACAGCCGCCAGCACUACGAGAGGGAGUACCACCACCGAGCCACCAACCUGGAGAAGUGCAUGUCUGAGCUGUGGCGCAUGGAACGCAAGAGGGACAAGAACGUGCGGGAGAUGAAGGAGAGUGUGAACCGGCUACACGCACAGAUGCAAGCCUUCGUGUCUGAGAGUCAGCGGGCAGCUGAACUGGAAGAGAAGCGGCGCUAUCGUUUCCUGGCCGAGAAGCACCUGCUGCUUUCCAACACCUUCUUGCAGUUUUUUGGCCGGGCCCGGGGCGUGCUCCAGAACCGCGUGCUUCUGUGGAAGGAGCAGUCGGAGGCCAGUCGCAGUCCGUCGCGCGCCCACUCCCCGGGCCUGCUGGGCCCCGUGCUGGGGCCGCCCUACCCCUCGGGCCGCCUGACGCCCACCCGCCUGGACAUGCCCCCGAGGCCCCUGGCGGAGUUCAGCUCCCCCCGCAGCCGGCACGGCUCCGGCUCCUAUGGCCCCGAGCCCGUCGAGGCGAGGUCCGCGUCGCAGCUGGAGCCCGAUCGCCGGUCGCUGCCGCGGACGCCGUCCGCCUCCUCGCUCUACGCCAGCGGCACCCAGCGCUCCCGCUCCAACUCCUUCGGCGAGCGCCCGGGUGGCGGGGGCGGGGGCGCCCGGAGGGUCCGCGCCCUCGUCUCGCACUCGGAGGGCGCCAGCCACACGCUGCUGCGCUUCUCGGCGGGAGACGUCGUGGAGGUGCUUGUGCCAGAGGCCCAGAACGGCUGGCUCUACGGCAAGCUGGAGGGCUCCUCCGCGAGUGGCUGGUUCCCCGAGACCUAUGUGAAGCCCCUGGAGGAAGUACCCGUGAGCCCCAUUAACCCCUUGAACCCGGUGACCUCCAUGAACCCGAUGAGCCCUAUGAAUGAGCUUCCUUCCAGAUCCUACCCACUCCGGGGCAGCCACAGCCUUGAUGACCUCCUGGACCGGCCAGGCAACUCUACAGCCCCCUCGGAGUACUGGGACGGCCAGUCCCGCUCCCGGACCCCAACCCACGUCCCCAGCCAUGCCCCCAGCCCUGCACCCACACCCCUGCCCGACAGCCGCCAGAGCAGCAUGGGCAGCCCAGGAGUAGCCAGUGAUGUCAAGAAACUUAUGUCCUGGGAGCAGCACCCUCCAGAGCUCUUCCCUCGGGGCACGAACCCCUUCGCCACGGUAAAGCUGCGUCCCACGGUCACCAACGACCGCUCGGCGCCCCUCAUCCGCUGAGACGCCUUCCUCCGGCAGGGGGCUGAGGUCGUCCCCCCACACCUGCCCGGGGGCUGCCCAGAGCUGGCGGCAGCAGCAGCA